This is a messenger RNA of Mollisia scopiformis, 800 nucleotides long. RefSeq lists its product as uncharacterized. The coding region runs from base 150 to 752 and encodes 200 amino acids. Gene Ontology annotation, molecular function: microtubule binding. The record is from RefSeq and is a predicted model, not a curated record. NCBI's taxonomy places the organism in Eukaryota, Fungi, Ascomycota, Leotiomycetes, Helotiales, Mollisiaceae. The transcript is spliced from 2 exons.
AUCGUAGGUCUAUCUCCCAUGUAAAUGAGUAUCAACUAAUCUAUUAGACCGCAAAUAAACACUAUGUUUCUAUCCAAACCGUCACGAAGUCCGUACACGAGGAGACAAUCCGAAUCGGUGAUGAGCAGAGGAAAAAUAUCGAUAUCCAGAUGCGAGCAUUGGAUGACUUUGUCACUCGGGCUCGUUCCCAAAAUGCCCAGUACUACGAUGUGCAUUCUAAGUCCCUCAAGAGUUUGUCCAUAACAGCGAGGGCAUCUUACGACAGCUUUGGCAGUCAACUGGCAAUAACUCAUGAGCGCAGCAAGAGUCUGGACGAUGAUAUAUCGGAAAAGCAGAAGCUGCUCGACGAAGCUCUUGCAACACUUAACUCUACCUUGCAACAACCCCUAUCCGAUCUCCGCGCCAACAUCUCCCGUACAACUCUACAGGAGUACAAACCCACCGCAGAAACGCCUCAGAGGACGCAAUACGAAUACCCCACGGAGCUUCCACGUACCAAACCUCAUGAGAAUUUAAUUGCUGCUGGUUCUUUUUCGCCCCUUAUUAUCUCACCUAGCAAGUCUCCGCUGUUCAGCGGUCCGAAUCCAAAUGCAAACGAUGAGAGUGUCAAGGCACGUCCUUUAGUUACCAGUUUCUCUACAAGUCUCCCGCCAAGGGAGUUCUCGCAGACUCUGUCAGGAUUAUCUGCCUCCAUUUGUGCCGGUGGUCCGAGUGUUGAUCCAUGGUUCUUGGACUGCGAUGAUGUCGUAUGAUGUGAUCUUGGGGUCUUCGAAGAGAGCUACCGUAGUCUCGUACGAGCC